Molecule: messenger RNA, 1377 nt
Organism: Anopheles maculipalpis
Lineage: Eukaryota; Metazoa; Arthropoda; Insecta; Diptera; Culicidae
Gene: mri
Product: BTB/POZ domain-containing protein 10
Exons: 4
Coding region: 94-1377 (427 amino acids)
Biological process (GO): positive regulation of phosphorylation
Cellular component (GO): cytoplasm
Molecular function (GO): protein binding
Source: RefSeq, a predicted model, not a curated record
UAGCCCACCCACUAACGCACCGUCGUGGAUAGGUUACAUUGGAUUUGUCAUCGAUACUUUGGCCAGGCGUGUGAAUUGUUGAAGCGUUUCGCGAUGGAGCUGCAGCUGCAACGGAAACAGGGCACAGCAGUAGUACCCACCAGCACACAGCGGGACGGUGCAUCGGGAUCGGGCAGUGGGAGUGGCGCCUCCGGUGGUGCAAUCAGCAAGAACGACAGCUACGAUAGCUCGCACAGCAGCAGCAACACGGAGGACACCACCGAAACAGAUGAUCGUCGCAGAAAGAUGAUGAAAAACCGUGCCAGAAACAAUAGACUAAUGCAGCAGCAACAGCAACAGCAGCAGAACACGACGGACAGUGCGAAGGUUGCCGCAGGCAAGAAGCUGUCCGAGAACGAACGCAUCACACUGAUCGUAGACAACACAACGUUUUCGGUGAACGUGUCCAUGCUAACGGCUCAGCCCGAAACCAUGCUUGGACGGAUGUUUAGCACAGGGUUUGAAUUUACCCAUCCGAACGAGCGGGGUGAGUACGAGGUGGCCGAAGGUAUCUCGCGCACCGUCUUCCGGGCCAUCCUCGAGUACUAUCUGUCCGGUGUGGUACGAUGCCCGCCUACAGUUUCGGUGCAAGAACUGCGGGAAGCAUGCGACUAUCUGCUCAUCCCGUUUAAUGCCAACACAAUUCGCUGCCAGAAUUUGCGCGGUCUAUUGCACGAACUGUCCAACGAGGGUGCAAGCAUUCAGUUCGAAGCGUUCCUGGAACAGCUUAUCCUGCCGCUAAUGGUCGACGCUGCACGGCAAGGCCACCGUGAAUGUCACAUUGUAGUCCUUUCGGAGGAUGACAUUAUCGAUUGGGAUGCCGAGUAUCCGCCGCAGAUGGGCGAGGAAGACUGCCAAACGGUCGCCAACACGGCCAUGUACCGGUUCUUUAAGUACAUCGAAAAUCGGGACGUCGCAAAACAGGUGCUGAAAGAUCGGGGGCUCAAGAAGAUCCGGCUCGGGAUCGAGGGUUACCCGACGUACAAGGAAAAGAUCAAGCGUCGCCCGAGCGGUCGCAUGGAAGUGAUCUACAACUACUUGCAGCGGCCCUUUAUUCACAUGUCGUGGGAGAAGGAAGAGGCCAAGAGCCGACACGUAGACUUCCAGUGCGUUAAGUCCAAAUCGGUCACCAAUUUGGCGGAAGCGACGGCCGAUCCAGCGCUGGAGCUUGAUUCGGCCGGGAAUCCGCUUCCUCAGCGGCACUUUGAAAUAUCACACGAACCAGAUGCGGAACCCUUUAUGCGACCGGAUGCACUGCUCGACGGUGAGGAAGGUGCUAUCGGUGGGCUACCGAACGGGGACGAUAUCGGUCUACUCGGUCCAGAGGAACCACAGUAG